Messenger RNA from Nomascus leucogenys (northern white-cheeked gibbon), 3898 nucleotides. It is a transcript of the gene THBS3, whose product is annotated as thrombospondin 3. Lineage: Eukaryota; Metazoa; Chordata; Mammalia; Primates; Hylobatidae. Gene Ontology annotation, cellular component: extracellular region. The record is from RefSeq and is a predicted model, not a curated record. Gene Ontology annotation, biological process: cell adhesion. Gene Ontology annotation, molecular function: calcium ion binding; heparin binding.
AAGCUUUCCUAGGAAUGAGGGAAAAUGGAGAAACAGGCACUUGUCAGGGGACCCCCACCCUAAUAAAGAGCACUUGCUCCGCCAGAAGAGCAAACUUCAUGUCAUGUGGGCAUCCCUGGGCACUAUAGCAAGCUAGUUGCGGCCACUCCCUUGGCAUCCUUUCCUGCCAGCUGUGGAAUAAUGCCCACUGCCUAGCACUGCCCUUGCCAGGGGUUCUUGCCUUCCACAAUCGUGGCUUCCAGAAAACAGUAGCAUUCGGUAGUGCUGUGUGCCGAGACCCCCAACGAUGACUGCGGAGAGGGAGGCACCUGGGGAAGGAUCAUUAGGGAGAGGUAAAAAGCAGGGAGGCCUCCAGGAUUCUUUCCCAGUGCCCCUGGUUCCCAGAGCUGAUGAUGCCUCCAGGGUGAUUGGCAGCUCUUUGUUUCAGCCCCCCCUCACCCGCCUGCUGGUCCCCCCUCCAACUCUGUCCCUCCGCCCCCCGGCUCCUGCUCUCUCCGCCUAGCCUUUUCCCCUCCCAGCUGCCUGCCUGCCAGGGGUAGUGAGCCGGCUGAGAGGCAUGGAGACGCAGGAACUUCGGGGGGCCCUGGCUCUUCUCCUCCUUUGCUCUUUCGCAUCUGCCAGUCAGGAUCUGCAGGUAAUUGACCUGCUGACUGUGGGCGAGUCUCGGCAGAUGGUAGCUGUGGCAGAGAAGAUCCGGACAGCCCUGCUCACUGCUGGGGACGUCUACCUCUUGUCCACCUUCCGCCUGCCCCCCAAGCAGGGUGGCGUCCUCUUUGGUCUCUAUUCUCGCCAAGACAACACUCGAUGGCUGGAGGCCUCUGUUGUAGGCAAGAUCAACAAAGUACUGGUGCGAUACCAGCGGGAGGAUGGCAAAGUCCACGCCGUGAACCUACAGCAAGCAGGCCUGGCUGAUGGGCGCACACACACAGUUCUCCUGCGACUUCGAGGUCCCUCCAGACCCAGCCCUGCCCUACAUCUCUAUGUGGACUGCAAACUGGGUGACCAACAUGCAGGCCUUCCAGCACUGGCCCCCAUUCCUCCAGCGGAGGUCGAUGGGCUGGAGAUUAGGACUGGACAGAAGGCGUAUUUGAGGAUGCAGGGCUUUGUGGAAUCUAUGAAAAUUAUUCUGGGUGGGUCCAUGGCCCGGGUAGGAGCCCUGAGUGAGUGUCCAUUCCAAGGGGACGAGUCCAUCCACAGUGCAGUGACCAAUGCACUGCACUCCAUUCUGGGGGAGCAGACCAAGGCGCUGGUCACCCAACUCACCCUCUUCAACCAGAUCCUGGUGGAGCUGCGGGAUGAUAUACGAGACCAGGUGAAGGAAAUGUCCCUGAUCCGAAACACCAUUAUGGAGUGUCAGGCUUCCAUGAGCAGCGUUCCCACUGCAGCCCCAAUCCCUGCUUCCGAGGCGUGGACUGCAUGGAAGUGUAUGAGUACCCAGGCUACCGCUGUGGGCCCUGCCCCCCCGGCCUGCAGGGCAACGGCACCCACUGCAGUGACAUCAAUGAGUGUGCUCACGCUGACCCCUGUUUCCCGGGCUCCAGCUGCAUCAACACCAUGCCCGGCUUCCACUGUGAGGCCUGUCCUCGAGGGUACAAGGGCACACAGGUGUCUGGUGUGGGCAUUGACUAUGCCCGGGCCAGCAAACAGGUCAGACUGGGUAGUGUGUGUGGACAAGGAAUCUUGGCCUUGUAGAGGCCAGGGGCUUCUGGGUUGGACUUGGGAACCUUGUGAUGAAUGGGACAUGGAUGGCUUUGCAUUGGCUUUGGGUCUGGGCUUAAUGUUGAUGUUCACAGAUAAGGCCAUACCAGUGUCCUCUGCUGUAUCUGAGGAGACCCACCAUAGGUCUGGUUCCACCCAAAGUCUGCCCCUUCAGGUCUGCAAUGACAUCGAUGAAUGCAACGAUGGCAACAAUGGUGGCUGUGACCCAAACUCCAUCUGCACCAACACUGUGGGCUCUUUCAAGUGUGGUCCCUGCCGCCUGGGUUUCCUGGGCAACCAGAGCCAGGGCUGCCUCCCAGCGCGGACCUGCCACAGCCCAGCCCACAGCCCCUGCCACAUCCAUGCUCACUGUCUCUUUGAACGCAAUGGUGCAGUGUCCUGCCAGUGUAACGUGGGCUGGGCUGGGAAUGGGAACGUAUGCGGGACUGACACAGACAUCGAUGGCUACCCAGACCAAGCACUGCCCUGCAUGGACAACAACAAACACUGCAAACAGGACAACUGCCUUUUGACACCCAACUCUGGGCAGGAAGAUGCUGAUAAUGAUGGUGUGGGGGACCAGUGUGAUGAUGAUGCUGAUGGGGAUGGGAUCAAGAAUGUUGAGGACAACUGCCGGCUGUUCCCCAACAAAGACCAGCAGAACUCAGAUACAGAUUCAUUUGGUGAUGCCUGUGACAAUUGCCCCAACGUUCCCAACAAUGACCAGAAGGACACAGAUGGCAAUGGGGAAGGAGAUGCCUGUGACAACGACGUGGAUGGGGAUGGCAUCCCCAAUGGAUUGGACAAUUGCCCUAAAGUCCCCAACCCACUACAGACAGACAGAGAUGAGGACGGGGUGGGAGAUGCUUGCGACAGCUGCCCUGAAAUGAGCAAUCCUACCCAGACAGAUGCAGACAGCGACCUGGUGGGGGAUGUCUGUGAUACCAAUGAAGACAGCGAUGGGGAUGGGCAUCAGGACACCAAGGACAACUGCCCGCAGCUGCCAAAUAGCUCCCAGCUGGACUCUGAUAAUGAUGGACUUGGAGAUGAGUGUGAUGGGGAUGAUGACAAUGAUGGCAUCCCAGAUUAUGUGCCUCCUGGUCCUGAUAACUGCCGCCUGGUACCCAAUCCCAAUCAGAAGGACUCAGAUGGCAAUGGCGUUGGUGAUGUGUGUGAGGAUGACUUUGACAAUGAUGCUGUGGUCGACCCCCUGGAUGUGUGUCCCGAAAGUGCAGAGGUAACGCUUACGGAUUUUCGGGCCUAUCAGACCGUCGUCCUGGAUCCUGAGGGUGAUGCUCAGAUUGACCCAAACUGGGUUGUGCUCAACCAGGGCAUGGAAAUCGUUCAGACCAUGAACAGUGACCCUGGCUUGGCAGUUGGAUACACGGCCUUCAAUGGUGUGGACUUUGAAGGCACCUUCCAUGUGAACACAGUGACUGAUGACGACUACGCAGGCUUUCUCUUCAGUUAUCAAGACAGUGGCCGCUUCUACGUAGUCAUGUGGAAGCAGACCGAGCAGACCUACUGGCAGGCUACACCCUUCCGGGCGGUUGCCCAGCCCGGGCUGCAGCUCAAGGCAGUGACAUCAAUGUCUGGCCCAGGUGAGCACCUCCGAAAUGCUCUGUGGCAUACUGGCCACACCCCCGAUCAGGUACGACUGCUGUGGACAGACCCACGAAAUGUGGGCUGGCGGGACAAGACCUCCUAUCGCUGGCAGCUUCUGCACCGGCCUCAAGUUGGCUACAUUCGGGUGAAGCUCUAUGAGGGACCCCAGCUUGUGGCGGAUUCUGGGGUGAUCAUUGACACAUCCAUGCGAGGGGGGCGUCUUGGUGUAUUCUGCUUCUCCCAAGAAAACAUAAUUUGGUCCAAUCUCCAGUAUCGAUGCAAUGACACCGUGCCUGAGGACUUUGAGCCAUUCCGGAGGCAGCUGCUCCAGGGAAGGGUGUGAGGAGGAGGCCACCGGAUUCAGAAUUCAGAAUUUUAGACCCUUUGGCCUUGGGGUCCAUCCUGGAGACCCUGAGGUCUAAGCUACAGCCCCUCAGCCAACCACAGACCCUUCUCUGGCACCCAAAAGGAGUUCAGUCCCAGAGGGGUGGUCACCCCACCGUUCAGGGGAUGAGAAGUUUUCAAGGGUAUUACUCAGGCAUUAACCCCAGGAAAGAUGACAGCACAUUGCCAUAAAGUUUUGGUUGUUUUCUAA